AUGUCCACAAAAAGAGCUAGGCCCAGCGUAGAGUCGCUCCUCCACUCUUCAGCCUCCUCCUUCAAGCGACGAGAUAUCGACGCCCUAAAAGUAAGAUACCAAACAGCCAGCGAAAGCAACGUUAUUCCUGCGGUUGAAGCCCGAGGCUUUCCAGAUAAAUACGUUGUUCCCGGCGUUGACCGUCAAGUGCUUGAGAGACAAGACCUCGACAUUAACCAGCUCGGCAUAACUAAUAAUCACGUCAAUACCUUUAUCCGCAAAUUAAAUCGGGUCGUAGUGAACGCCGGCGCCGAGAGAGAUACGGCUGAACUGCUGACGGACUCGCUUGUGCUGCAUUUGCUGAUUCGCGCCAUGAAAAUGGAUUGCUGGCCUCUAUUGACCGACGUGCAUCCGCAAUACUGUCUGUUUAUUGACGGCGAGCCUUACGUGUCGGCAGUCCCCGAGUUUGUCAUUAAGAAGGAAAAUUGCACUGUCGCGGUUAUAGAGCAUUUCAAAAACGCUCACGCAACGACGGGUUUUGGGGAAACGCAAAUCGCUGCAGAGAUGCUAAGUUGCGCGAGCAUGAAUAUACAAGCUUAUGACAACAAAAAAGACUAUACAAGCCAACUCAUAUUUGCUGUUCGCGUUAUUUCGAGUUGCGUUACGUUUUACAAAGCCGUAAUUUCUGUAGAAUAUUUGCAAGAACUUGAUAAAGGUUUACCGGUAGAAAAUUCAGUUGUUAUUGAAAGAUGGCCGGGAGAAGGUGGUAGACGGGACGGAUUGGAUCUUGCGAAUCCUGCACAAAGAAGAAGAGUGUUGGAGGCAUUAACUAAGAUACGUCAUUUUCUUUGUCAGUAG
Messenger RNA from Paraglomus occultum, 837 nucleotides. Lineage: Eukaryota; Fungi; Glomeromycota; Glomeromycetes; Paraglomerales; Paraglomeraceae. The record is from the annotation of a GenBank genome assembly.